Molecule: messenger RNA, 5369 nt
Organism: Leptidea sinapis
Lineage: Eukaryota; Metazoa; Arthropoda; Insecta; Lepidoptera; Pieridae
Product: carboxypeptidase B-like
Exons: 9
Coding region: 174-2369 (731 amino acids)
Biological process (GO): proteolysis
Molecular function (GO): zinc ion binding; metallocarboxypeptidase activity
Source: RefSeq, a predicted model, not a curated record
GUCAGUUUUCAAUGAGGAAACUGAAGAUUAUGAUAAUGAAGCGGAGAGAUGGGUUAGUCGACUUGACCUAGUGGUGGCAGUUGAAAGCGACAUAGGCAGGGAGGGUGUUGCCCGGCCGUGGCCAGACGGUGUGACAGUGCUCGCGCACUUCGCCAUGCAAACACACUCGCCACAUGGCGCGAACGGCGCACAUCGCGCUCCUGGCCUACCUGCUCGUGGCCUCGUGCGUCUCUUACACGAAAACCUUGGACUCCGACGAGUCUUUCGGCUUCUUCGACUACGCGGACUCCCCUGAAGCAGCACCGUGCCCGAAGAACCACAAAGUGAUACUACGUAAAGUUCCAAAGUUAAACGUGACUGUUAAAAAUAAAAGUGAUGGUAAAAAGCGUAUUUACAAAACUACUAUCAAUAUUUCAAGCCAUACUAAUAUUAUAGUGACUGUGCGUCCGCCUACGAAUAUUAUAAGUGAUGUUGUUACAGUGUUGCCAGAAACAAAUGUGCAAAACUAUGAGGAACAAUUGUGGGUAGGUGUUAAUAUGUCCACAGCAGCGCCACCAAGCAGAAGGAAAACAUCUACCUCUAGAAAACCCAACACCAGACGCCCUAGCCAGCGUCCGUCUACAACGAAACAGCCCCAGAGUACCACAGUACGAAACCUUCCAACGAGAAGGAUAACAACAAAAGCUUGGUCAAAAACCACAAAGAGAACACGCAAGCUACCAUGCCACAAAAAAAUUGCGGGAUGCACUGCUGACAAUAUAUUGAUCGACAACAGAAUAAAGAAGACUCCAAAAAUACAAGAGAAAUCAGGUUGGUUAAUAGGAAUAUUUUCAAAACUGUACGAUUGGAUUGUACAAUCGAAGUCGUCUUGGUUUAAUGGCGGCUUCUUUGAAGAAGCGGAAACAAAAUGGCCGACCACCACAUCGACAACGCCUAUUCCUCCAUCGACGUCAACGCCCGGUUGGUUUCAAACGCUCCUCGAUUCGGAAGAGAAUGACAACGCAUCCGCUAAUGAUGGCACGGUGACGCCCAAAAAGAAGUCUAUUAAGAAGAACUACAACGGUUAUCAACUUCUUCGGGCAUUUCCUGAUCAGCAGUGGAAGAUUCGGUCUAUGCUAGACCUGCAAGAGGAGAGUGAAGGUUCUGGUGUGAUGUGGUGGACUCUACCUUCCCUCAACGGCUCCACUGACCUUCUGGUGCCUCCAGACUUACUAAUAGAUGUUAAAGAUCAUUUAAAAUCAUCUAAUAUCGAUUUUGAUGUAAUAAUAUGGGAUCUACAGAAAGCAAUUUCAUAUGAGAAUCCAAAACUGUCCAAAAAGCAGAAACUAGAACUGGUACAAUUGCGAGGGCACCCAAUGACCUGGAGACGUUACCAUCGCUAUUCUGAUAUAAUACGAUAUUUGGAGUACUUGCAGCAUUCGUAUCCAGAUAUUCUUGAGCUAAUGUCACUUGGGCGAUCAUCUGAAGGUCUACCACUGGUUGCUGUUAAGAUUUCAGUCCCCUCCAAUGAAACAAGAAAAGGCGUUAAUAAGGGACGGAAGAAAAAAUAUAAAUUACGAACGUUUAUGAAGCCAGCAGUUUGGAUCGAAGGUGGGGUUCAUGGACGGGAGUGGAUAGCACCAGCUGUAGCGUCCUGGAUGAUACACAACUUGGUUGAAGGGGAGAAAGGAACAGGAACAGGUGCUGACUACGAAAUGCUAAAAGUAGCAGACUUCUACAUCAUGCCAGUGGUGAAUCCGGAUGGCUAUGAGCACUCUCACACGCACGACCGACUCUGGAGGAAGACCAGGUCGAGAAGAGAUUCUGAAGAUUAUUCUGGCUGGUUGCCAUGGAACUGGGGCCGCAGUGAAUGUGUUGGGGUAGACCCAGACCGCAAUUGGGAUUUCCAUUGGGGCGAACAGGAUUCAUCAAUGGAUCCUUGUUCUGACAAUUACGCCGGCCCAAACCCGUUCAGUGAACCAGAGACGAGAGCCGUCUCCAACUUCCUUGAGCAACGGCGGGGCCAAAUUAAGGUGUACUUGUCCCUGCACGCAUAUUCUCAAGCAUGGCUACUUCCAAGUUCACAUACCUUCGCGUCAUUCUCCGACGAUGGUAUCCUCAUGGAGAUGGGCAAAUUGGCCACUCACGCACUCGCUGAUAUGUAUGGAACUAAAUAUCAGGUUGGAACAGCAGCUGAUAUCAGACAGCCCGCGUCCGGCAUGUCCCACGACUGGGCCAAGGCUCGUGCUGGUAUCAAAUACUCCUACCACAUUGAUCUACGGGACUCAUUUGGACCUUACGGAUUCCUAUUGCCUGGAUCUCAGAUAGUCGCGACAGCAAGGGAAACCUGGCAAGCUGUUCGAGCUAUUGUUGAUAAUUUGGAAUCGUGAUCAGUACUUACUACAUGUAAAUAAAUAAUGAUAGUAAUUAGGACUUCCGAGCCUAAACAUUUUGGCUGUUCUGAGUUAGUACUGGAACGAACCUCGAGUCUUAGGCUAAGAUCUUAAGAUCGAAUAGCGUACUUAGACAUUGCUCAGACUUUACUUAAGUAAAACUGACCUGAGUGUAAGCUUAGCAAAUAAUCUUUAAAUUUCGUUUUUAUAGUCAUUUGACAGCUAAAAUUUUGCUGAGCUUUAGCCAAGACAGCCCAAUGCAAAAGUCAAGUUCGCGUUUUAUCACAUUCAGCUAAGUUUUACGUAAGUAUAGAUCUCAGCCUUAAAGAAUAGACGCAAAGUAAGAAGACUAGUAUCCCGUAGGCCGGCAACGCACCUGUGAGUCUUCCGGUGUGUCAGAUGUUCAGGCAGACCUCGCUUUCCAUUGGGUGAGCCAUUCAGCCAUUCGUCUUCUCCUCCAGAGCUCUGUGAAUUGAGCAGUUCCUGCGGUAGAACUUCUUUAUUUAUAUUAUUGACUUAUUAGGCACGUAUUUAGUAUAAGUAUUAGUUAUAUUAGACAUUUAGUAGCAUAUCAGUAUUCGUUUAAAUUCUCUAUAUGAUAAGUUGAAACCUUUGACGUACAUACAAUAAACAACUAGAAUCACAAUCACGCUCAAACAAAACUUGUGUUGUGACCGCGCUUUGAAUACAACGCCACGCAAUGAAAAAGUGUUCAGUGAAAACCUGUCGAAUUAUCAGCAUAUCCAAACAAAAAGGAUGGAGUGUCAUAUUUCAGCUAAGUUUUUUUUUAAUUUACAAAAUAAUGUUACUCACUUGACGUUUUGAAUGAUUAUGAUAAAUUACAUUUCAAUUGCUAAAACAAAAUAAGAAAUACAACGCCGCUCGGACAUUUUUGGCGACCUUUUAAUAGGUGAAUUUGAGUCUAUUUGUUUAUAGUACGGCAAUGGUUAGUCAGACUUACACACUACGGGUUCUCUAACAUUGUAUACAAUAAAACUGUGUCGGUACUUUUAAAUACUUUUGUAAACGAAAUAUUAUUUGUUACUUCCGUGGCGGCCAUGUUGGAAUUUGACAACUUUUUGAUACAACUUUGCGCAGUCACUGUACUUUGGCAAUAACUCAAUUUCUUCGUUAACUCUUUGACUUCGAAUUAUUCGUCAUAAUCAACACUGUCUGGAGUACUUCCUAAUUCAAGAGCUGAAUGGCUUCGACUAGGAAGUUUUUAUUUUAGUAUCUGCUCCGACAUGCCUAUUUCUGCAAAUUAUGCACGGGAUCCCGAAUGAAGAGGGAAAAGAUGAAAAGGGUUGCGAUAUGCAGGAUUGUAUGCCCUAGUUAUUCAAUUAAAGAGCGUUGACUAAUGUUUUACCCACAGACAUGGAUCCAAAUAGAUGCCGCGAGUGUAAGUACUUCGUGUGUCAAAAAGACGAUAAAAAAAGGAGCAAUGCACUUCCUUUGACGCUUUUAUUUUAUUUUUUAUUAUGAUUAAUACAUUGCCGAUUUAAGUAAUACCGACUAUUGAUGUACUGAAAACGUCAACUAAUAAUGAGGUGAGUGGCUAAACGUUAGGCUCGAUGCACUAGCAUUUUUAACGACGUCACAGUAGGUACAAAAAAAAGGACACGCUUGGUUUUCAUAGGAGGAAUUUGCGUUAUCUACUUGGAUCUAUGUCUGUGGUUUUACUAAUACUAAAUAUGCUUAAUGAGAAGGUAAAAAUAAAUAUUGUUAUUAUUUUUACCAUUUUAUGUAACAUGAUGUUUAUUCGUCGCUUUAUAAGGUUGGUAACUCUCUUCUGUUAUUCGUCUGGUCUGUGGUGUUCACAUAUCAUCAGGUGACCAUGAGGGUCACUGGACCAUACUCUCAUUUGUCCUCCUCUUCCAUAAAAAACACAAUGUGUCCGUGUAAAUUAGUGUGAGUGCAACAGCCUCCUACAUGCAAAUAAAGUAAGAAUUGUUGAAAUAAAGCCUUUUACCACCCAAUUUAUCGAGUACUUUAUUAUAUGUACUUAUUAUGGAUUUCCGCAAAGUAACAACUAUUUCAAUAAAAAAUACUUUGUUUACUAAAAGUGUAUAUUAUGUACUUACCUAGGUACUAUCUUAUCCACAGAUAAUCAAAAGUAUCUUAUCAUACUUAUCGUGACAAGUACUUACUACUAGUCCUUGAAAUUACUUCUGGUAGCCUUUCAACAACCUUAAAACAUUGAAGUAUUGUAUAAUAAUUAAGUAUAAGCAUGAGAUAUAUUUGAUAAAUUACGUAAGAAACUAAAACUAAUGUAGAUGCGGCGUUCAGGCAGCUGAUGCUCUUGGGCGUGACGGGUUAUCCUGCCUAAAAUCGUCAUGCCAGAAUUGAUGAAGUCAUCCGCAGGGCAUUUGCCGCUCUUAAUAUACCAGCUGUUUUAGAGUCUAAUGGUAUUACCCGCCGCGAUGGCAAGCGUCCGGACGGAAUAACGCUGGUGGCUAGGGCACGGGGAAGGGCGCUGGUGUGGGACGCGACUUGCGUCGACACUCUGGCUCCUUCUCAUGUAUAAGUUACGUCAGUUGGUGCGGCGGCUGCUGCUUCGACUGGUCUCAGUGAGUACAUACAUCUUUGUGCCGUUAUUGGUGUCGAGGCACUUAGCCCGUGGGGCCCAGAGGCGCAGAGAAUGUUCAAAGUACUAUCUUCGCGUCUCAAUAGGGCUACUGGAAACCCACGCGCUAGCAGCUAUUUCGGUCAACAGAUCAGGCUAGCUAUCCAGCGUGGAAAUGCUGCCAGUAUUCUUGGUACGCUUCCACGUAAUAAUAGUUCUAAUUUUAUGUAGUCAUAGUAUUGUAAAUAUAGUUAAACUUAUAAGAUUUACUAAAACUUCAUUAAGUAUUCAAGAAUAUUAUUAACUUUAAACUUUGAUGAAGGAUUGAUCUCCGCUGCACUCCAACUAGAUACCGCACUACCUAAGAACAAUAACAUUCAUUUUGUAACAUUCGCUUCGUGUUAUUUUGAAAUUAAUAAAAUACAAAAUACUUA